UCUCAGAAACAGAAUGUAGAUCUGAGCAGGCAGGCCAAGUUCGCCCAGACACCGUCCUUCGCUCUCUUCGUCACCCUGAAGAACGUGGUGUGUAAGAUCGGAGAAGAUGCAGAGGUCCUCAUGUCGCUCUACGACCCUGUUGAGUCAAAGUUCAUCAGUGAGAAUUACCUGGUGCGUUGGUCCAGUCAAGGCCUGGUGAAAGAUAUAGACCAGCUCCAUAACCUGAGAUCAGUCUUCACUGACCUUGGCAGUGAGGAUUUAAAGAGAGAGAAGAUCAGCUUUGUUUGCCAGAUCGUUAGAGUCGGACGGAUGGAGCUACGUGACAACAACACCAAGAAGCUGACCUCUGGGCUGAGGAGGCCCUUUGGAGUGGCAGUAAUGGAUGUGACUGACAUCAUAACAGGCAAGAUGGAUGAUGAGGACAAGCAGUAUUUCAUCCCCUUCCAGCCGGUGGCGGGGGAGAGCGACUUUCUCCAGACCGUCAUCAACAAGGUCAUCGCCGCCAAGGAGGUCAACCACAAGGGACAAGGUCUGUGGGUGACCCUGAAACUGCUUCCGGGUGAUAUCCAUCAGAUCAGGAAGGACUUCCCUCACCUGGUUGACCGUUCCACAGCUGUGGCCCGCAAGAUGGGCUUCCCAGAGAUCAUCAUGCCAGGUGACGUGCGUAACGAUAUCUACGUAACCCUGGUUCAGGGAGAGUUUGAUAAAGGCAGCAAGUCCACCCCCAAGAAUGUCGAGGUCACCAUGACAGUCUACGACGAGGACGGAAAGAAACUGGAGAACGUGAUGUUCCCUGGUGCUGGAGAUGAGGGCAUCUUGGAGUACAAGUCUGUCAUCUACUACCAGAUCAAACAGCCACGCUGGUUUGAAACCAUCAAGGUUGCCAUCCCUAUUGAAGACGUGAACCGAAGUCACCUGCGAUUCACCUUCCGUCACCGAUCAUCUCAAGAAUCCAAAGACAAAUCGGAGAAGAUAUUCGCCCUGUCGUUUGUGAAGCUGAUGAGGUACGAUGGGACGACCCUGAGGGACGGAGAGCACGAUCUCAUCGUAUACAAGGCGGAGGCUAAGAAGCUGGAGGACUCGUCUCUAUAUCUGAACCUGCCUGCUACUAAGGUGGAGCUGGAGGAGAAGGGUUUGUCCACUACAGGGAAGGGUACACACAACCUGGGCAACUGUACCAUCAGCAAGGACUCCUUCCAGAUAGCAACCCUGGUGUGUUCCACCAAGCUCACACAGAACGUGGAUCUGUUGGGCCUGCUGAAGUGGCGCUCCAACACCAGCCUCCUACAGCAGAACCUCCGACAGCUGAUGAAGGUCGAGGGAGGAGAGGUCGUCAAGUUUCUGCAGGACACCCUUGAUGCCCUGUUUAACAUUAUGAUGGAGAACUCAGACAGUGACACGUUUGACACCCUGGUGUUUGAUUCCUUGGUAUUCAUAAUUGGACUCAUUGCAGACAGAAAGUUUCAGCACUUUCACCCCGUCCUUGAGACCUACAUUAGGAAGCAUUUCAGUGCUACUCUGGCGUACACGAAGCUGACCAAGGUUCUGAAGAACUAUGUGGAGAAUGCAGAGAAGCUGACAGAACAGCUGCUGAAGGCCAUGAAAGCUCUGGAGUACAUAUUCAAGUUUAUAGUGCGUUCCAGGGUCCUCUUCAACCAACUGUAUGAGAACAAAGGAGAAGCAGACUUCAUGGAGUCCUUGAGGAAUCUCUUCACUUCCUUCAAUGACAUGAUGAACAUCAACUCUGAGAACACAGGCAUGGUAAAGGGUGCAGCGUUGAGAUACGUCCCCACCAUCGUGAACGACGUCAAACUGGUCUUCGAUCCCAAGGAGCUCAGUAAACUGUUCACAGAGUUCAUUCUGAAGGUUCCUCUGGGUCGUCUGGUCAAACAGAAGCUAAACUGCCUCAUCGACAUCGUCCACAGUGAUCUCUUCACACAGCAUGACUGCCGGGAGAUCCUGCUUCCUCUGAUGACAGAACAGCUGAAGUUUCAUCUAGAGAACCAGGAGGAACUGGAGGCCUGCUGUCAGCUGCUGAGUAACAUACUAGAGGUCCUCUACAGGAAGGAUGUGGGUCCUACUCAGUGGCAUGUCCAGAUCAUCAUGGAGAAGCUCCUGAGGACCGUCAACAGAACAGUCAUCUCCAUGGGCAGGGACUCUCCUCUCAUUGGCAGCUUUGUGGCCAGCAUGACCGCUACUCUGAGACAGAUGGAUGACUACCACUACACUCACCUGAUCAACACCUUCGGCAAGAUGAGGACCGACGUUGUGGAUUUCCUGAUGGAAACAUUCAUCAUGUUCAAGGACCUCAUUGGGAAGAAUGUCUACCCUGGCGACUGGGUCAUCAUGAACAUGAUGCAAAAUAAAGUGUUCCUGAGGGCCAUUAAUCAGUAUGCAGCCGUGUUAAACAAGAAGUUCCUGGAUCAGACCAACUUUGAGCUUCAGCUGUGGAACAACUACUUCCACCUCGCCGUGGCGUAUCUUACCCAGGAGUCCUUGCAGCUUGAGAACUUCUCCAGCGACAAACGAUCCAAGAUCUUCCAGAAGUACCAGGACAUGAGGAGACAGAUCGGCUUUGAGAUCAGAGACAUGUGGUAUAAUCUAGGUCCACACAAGAUCAAGUUCAUCCCAGAGAUGGUGGGUCCCAUCCUAGAGAUGACUCUGGUCCCAGAGAUAGAGCUGAGGAAAGCUACCAUCCCCAUCUUCUUCGACAUGAUGCAGUGUGAAUUCCACUUCACAUGCAGCUUCCAACGGUUUGAGAAUGAGAUCAUCACCAAACUGGAUCACGAGGUGGAGGGGGGCAGAGGAGACGAGCAGUACAAAGGCCUCUUCCACAAGAUUCUGUUGGAACACUGCAGGAAACACAAGUACCUGUCUAAGAGUGGGGAGAGCUUUGUGAACCUGGUGGUUCGUCUGUUGGAGAGGCUCCUGGACUACAGGACGAUCAUGCACGAUGAGAACAAGGAGAACCGGAUGAGCUGCACCGUCAACGUCCUGAACUUCUACAAGGAGAUAGAGAGAGAGGAGAUGUACAUCAGGUACCUGUACAAGCUGUGUGACCUCCACAAGGAGUGUGACAACUACACUGAAGCUGCCUACACACUGCUGCUGCACGCUAAGCUGCUGAAGUGGUCUGAGGAGCCGUGUGCAGCUCACCUGACCCAGAGAGACGGCUACCAGGCCUCCACACAAGGACAACUCAAGGACCAGCUCUACCAGGAGAUCAUCAACUUCUUCGACAAGGGCAAGAUGUGGGAGGAAGCCAUCGUACUAGGAAAGGAGCUGGCAGACCAGUAUGAGAAUGAGAUGUUUGACUUUGAGCAGCUCAGUGCCUCCUUGAGGAAGCAGGCUCAGUUCUACGAGAACAUUGUGAAGGUGAUCCGGCCCAAGCCAGACUACUUCGCUGUGGGAUACUACGGAGUGGGCUUCCCUUCCUUCCUCAGGAACAAGAUGUUCAUCUAUAGGGGGAAGGAGUACGAGAGGAGAGAGGACUUUGAGGCCAGACUGCUCACCCAGUUCCCCAACGCUGACAAGAUGAAGACGACCACGCCGCCCGGCGAGGACAUCAAGACCUCUUCCUCACAGUGCAUCCAAUGUUUCACCGUCAAGCCUGUUCUAGAACUCCCUUCAAAGUUCCAGAACAAACCCGUCUCUGAGCAGAUCGUCAGCUUUUACAUGAUAAAUGAAGUGUAUCAGUUUCAGUACUCCAGACCGGUGAGGAAGGGAGAGAAGGACCCAGACAACGAGUUCUCGAACAUGUGGAUCGAGCGAACCACUUACACGGCCUACAAACUGCCUGGGAUCCUGAGAUGGUUCCACGUCAGGUCUGUCUCCACGGUCUGUUCUCCACGGGUGAGUGUGGUCCACGUCAGGUCUGUCUCCAAGUUCUUCACAGAGAAGUAUCAGGGGGAUCACCCUGAGGACCAGGAGAAACUGGACAAACUGAAAGACCUCAUCGCAUGGCAGAUCCCUUACCUAGCUGAUGGAGUUCGUAUCCAUGGAGAGAAAGUGACUGAGGCUCUGAGGCCUUUCCAUGACCGCCUGGAGGUCUGCUUCAAACAGCUCAGAGAGAAAGUGGAGAAACAGUACGGAGUCAAGACACUGGUAAUAUCUCUCUCCUGUGCUCUCUUCUCCUCCUCUCUCCUCCUCUCUCCGCCUCUAUUCUUCUGUCUGUCAGUAGACUCCGAGCUGUCAGUAGAGUCCGAGCUGUCAGUAGAGUCCGAGCUGCCAGUAGAGUCCGAGCUGCCAGUAGAGUCCGAGCUGCCAGUAGAGUCCGAGCUGCCAGUAGAGUCCGAGCUGCCAGUAGAGUCCGAGCUGUCAGAGCUGUCAGUCGAGUCCGAGCUGUCAGAGCUGUCAGUAGAGUCCGAGCUGUCAGUAGAGUCCGGGCUGUCAGUAGAGUCCGGGCUGUCAGUAGAGUCCGGGCUGUCAGUAGAGUCCGGGCUGUCAGUAGAGUCCGGGCUGUCAGUAGAGUCCGAGCUGUCAGUAGAGUCCGAGCUGUCAGUAGAGUCCGAGCUGUCAGUAGAGUCCGAGCUGUCAGAAGAGUCCGAGCUGUCAGUAGAGUCCGAGCUGUCAGAAGAGUCCGAGCUGUCAGAAGAGUCCGAGCUGUCAGUAGAGUCCGAGCUGUCAGUAGAGUCAGAGCUGUCAGAGCUGUCAGUAGAGUCCGAGCUGUCAGUAGAGUCCGAGCUGUCAGAAGAGUCCGAGCUGUCAGUAGAGUCCGGGCUGUCAGUAGAGUGCGGGCUGUCAGUAGAGUCCGGGCUGUCAGUAGAGUCCGGGCUGUCAGUAGAGUCCGAGCUGUCAGUAGAGUCCGAGCUGUCAGUAGAGUCCGAGCUGUCAGAGCUGUCAGUAGAGUCCGGGCUGUCAGUAGAGUCCGAGCUGUCAGAGCUGAUAUGUGAUACGUCUCUUCUCUCUCUCUCUGUGUGUGUUCAGAUCAGCCCACUGAGGCCUCAGAGACCAAAGAGUCAGGUGUUGAACCUGUUGAGUGGAGACCGCCGUCUCUCUGUGUCCCCUGGAGCCCCCCAGCCCCAUUCUUCCCCGGGCCCCCCACCCAUCACCCCCAGGAACAAACUGUCCUUCAGCCUGCUCACCGUCUCCAGUCUGGAGCUGAACGGGAUGGGGGUUGAUAAAGGAGAGACUCCUCCUCCCCUGCCCGUGAAGGGCAUCUCUGCUGAUUAUGGGAACCUGCUAGGAGAUAAUGAAGACUUGACGAGUCCCUCCACCCCUCCCCUGACACACCAUCAAAGGCAUUUGCCACCUCCUCUUCCCAGCAAGACCCCUCCUCCCCCUCCCCCUAAGACCACCAGGAAACAAGCCUCCAUCGAUUCAGGAAUUGUACAAUAAACAAUGACAUUAAGACACCCGAUUUAAAACACACAAGGUCCCCCCUCCUCAUCCCCGCUCAACCCCUCAUCCCCCCCCCCCCCCCCCCUCAUCCCCGCUCAACCCCUCAUCCCCCCCCUCAUCCCCGCUCAACACAAGGCUGCGUUAACAAAAUGGCGACCUAUUUCCAAUAGUGGACUACUUUUCACCAUCGGGUUCUGGUCAAACGUAGGGCACUAUAUAGUGAACAGGGUGCCAUUUGGGGAAACGGACGCAGUCUGACCAGAAGUGGAAGAAGAGUAUCUCACUGAGGCAACACUCCUUAUUAAGCCAUUCAUCUUGGCUCGUGUCCCAAACAGCACCCUAUUCCCCAUAUAGUGCACUACUUUUGACCACGGCCGAUAGGGCUCUGGUUAAAAGUAGUGCACUACGUAGGGAAUAGGGUGCCAUUUUGUGGCAGAGCCUCAUUGAUCCUUUUCAAUUUUUGCCUGAAGUGUGAUGAUGCGGUCUACUUUACCAUAGGUUAGAUAGGUAUUGAUGCGGUCUACUUUACCAUAGGUUAGAUAGGUGAAUCAGUUUCACAUGAUUACUGGUCACUGAAUGUGUUGAUACCAUCUACCAUCUAGGACUCCAUUCUCCACGUGAUGCCACUUAGUUCAGGCCUUUGUAAUGCUAUGAGAUAGAACCUAUAGAACCUUUAGAAUGAGUGAAAUGAAUAUAGAAUCAGAACCAGGUGAAUGAAGUGUUCUCUGGUUCUGUCUUUGACCAAUAGACAGGCUGGUGAGUGACGACCAACAUUCUGACCCCUCCCACCUGCCCUUAGGAGCUGGGAGCACAUAGUAACAGAAAACAUGCUUUUUAUUCAGUGGUUUAUCUUUUGUAUCCAUAGUUACAGAAAACAUCCAUUUUUAUCCAGUGGUUUAUCUUUUUCUAUCCAUAUUCCUGCUUUGUACAGAGGUUUGUAUAUAGGAUUUUAUUUUCAUUUCAUUUUUUUUAAUGUGGAAUUUAUCAUGCCUUUUAUUUUGUAUUAACAUUGCAUUAGAUUAAAAGGUUUGCAUUUAUACCCCCCCCCAAAAAAAUGUUUUUUAAAGUUUUUAAAUGACAGGGACUAUAAAGAAUUGGUAUGUGAGAAUCUGCCUAUCGUUGAUUUUCUGGGUAAGGCUUGUGUUUUCUUUGCCAGUGAACACAACUGACUCCCUCCUCCUUCAUCAUACGUCGUCAUUGUAUAGGAUUUUAACGCUGACUGUUUCCAAUUCACUACUGACUUCUGAAUAAACUUUCUCAACUGGA
Molecule: messenger RNA, 6606 nt
Organism: Oncorhynchus kisutch (coho salmon)
Lineage: Eukaryota; Metazoa; Chordata; Actinopteri; Salmoniformes; Salmonidae
Product: dedicator of cytokinesis protein 1-like
Biological process (GO): small GTPase-mediated signal transduction; cell migration; myoblast fusion
Cellular component (GO): plasma membrane; cytoplasm
Molecular function (GO): small GTPase binding; guanyl-nucleotide exchange factor activity
Source: RefSeq, a predicted model, not a curated record